AUGGCCAAGUCCAAGAACGCGUCCCAGCACCACCGCAGCCAGAAGGCUCACCGUAACGGUAUCAAGAAGCCCAAGACCAACCGUUACCCUUCCCUCAAGGGUGUUGACCCCAAGUUCCGCCGCAACCACCGUCACGCUCUCCACGGCACCAUGAAGGCCCUCAAGGAGCGCAAGGAGGGCAAGCGCGAGGUCGCAUAA
This is a messenger RNA of Penicillium arizonense, 198 nucleotides long. Its product is annotated as 60S ribosomal protein eL29. The record is from RefSeq and is a predicted model, not a curated record. The transcript has 4 exons. Bases 1 to 198 code for a protein of 65 amino acids. Gene Ontology annotation, cellular component: cytosolic large ribosomal subunit; ribosome. NCBI's taxonomy places the organism in Eukaryota, Fungi, Ascomycota, Eurotiomycetes, Eurotiales, Aspergillaceae. Gene Ontology annotation, molecular function: structural constituent of ribosome. Gene Ontology annotation, biological process: cytoplasmic translation.